Molecule: messenger RNA, 1377 nt
Organism: Cannabis sativa
Lineage: Eukaryota; Viridiplantae; Streptophyta; Magnoliopsida; Rosales; Cannabaceae
Product: stemmadenine O-acetyltransferase
Exons: 1
Coding region: 1-1377 (458 amino acids)
Source: RefSeq, a predicted model, not a curated record
AUGGAGCUCAAUAUUGUCUCAAAAGAAAUAAUCAAGCCAUCCUCACAAACUCACAAUCUGAAACGUUACAACCUCUGCCUUUUCGAUCAGCUCAUCCCUAAUACUUAUCUCUCCAUCAUUCUCUUCUACCCUAUCCACAAUGAUCCCAAAGACCUCACCACAGACCAUUCCAAAGCCAUAACCCAACUGAAGAAAUCCUUGUCAGAGACACUCACAUUGUACUACCCACUUUCUGGGAAAACCAAAAAUAAUCUAUACGUAGAUGAAUUCUCCACUGGUGUGAUUUUCAUAGAAGCCAAAGUCAAAUGUCAAAUGUCUGAGUUGUUCCAAGGAGAAAAUGAGUUACAGAACCAACUAGUCCCAUUUCAACCCUUUUCCCAUGAAAAAACAGAGGACUACGUUCCCAUAAUUGCCUUCCAAUUGAACAUAUUCUCUUGUGGAGGAAUUGCACUCGGCAUUUCCUUGGGUCACAAGAAUAACGACAUUGCAAUGCUAAGCAAUUUUCUCAAAUCUUGGUCGGCUAUCUCCACUGGUUCACCUGAGAAAGUAAUAAAGCCUGAUCUUUCUUCCCCUGCUAUUUACUUUCCUCCCCGAACAAAUGAUGAUGAUGAUGAUGAUUUUCUCAGCAAGUACACAUCUUUGAUGGAUCGUUUAUGGUUCAGCGAAGGAGAUUAUGUUACAAAGAGGUUUGUUUUCCCAGCCAAGUCCAUUGAAACUCUUAAACAAAAGGCGAAAAGCGAACGCGUUCCGAACCCGUCUCGCAACUUGGCAAUCUCGUGUUUGAUAUGGAAACACGCGAUGGCGGCUUCUUGGGCUGUGUUUGGAUCCCCUAAGGCAUCCAUUGCUGGGCAAGCGGUGAACAUGAGACCCCGAAUGAAGCCUAAACUGGAUGGAGCUGUUGGAAACUUUUUCUGGUGGUCAAUGGCAUCUUAUGAUCCCAACGAUUAUAAUAAUGAAGUGGAGUUAAGUGAGUUGGUGGUACAGAUGAAAGAAUCAAUAACGACAGGACUUUUUGAUGAAGAUUAUCUUUCUCAACUGAUGAUGAUGGCCAAUAACAAAGAGGGGCUGGUGAGUGAGGUUGAGAAUCAGCUAGAGAUUAUGAGUUGCAUUGAAUUAGAAAAUAAUGCUGAUAUAUUUGUGUUCACUAAUUGGAAAGAUUUCUUUGGGGAAGUUGAUUUUGGGUUUGGGAAACCGUUGAGCGUAGGAAGCAUAGGAAAGGUUGGCCCUGCUUUUAGGAAUUUGGUCAUCUUAGUUGAUGCUGAUCAAUGGGGUAAAGGCUCAGUCGAUGCAUUUAUUACCUUAAAAGCCAAAGAAAUGACUCUCCUCCGAAGUGAUGAAGCCUUUUUACAUUUUACAUUUCAGAAUCCUGCCAAAUAA